Aspergillus candidus is the source of this 1212-nucleotide messenger RNA. RefSeq names its product amino acid transporter. NCBI's taxonomy places the organism in Eukaryota, Fungi, Ascomycota, Eurotiomycetes, Eurotiales, Aspergillaceae. Bases 1 to 1212 code for a protein of 403 amino acids. The transcript has 7 exons. Gene Ontology annotation, cellular component: vacuolar membrane. Gene Ontology annotation, molecular function: amino acid transmembrane transporter activity. Gene Ontology annotation, biological process: amino acid transmembrane transport. The record is from RefSeq and is a predicted model, not a curated record.
AUGGACGCGAUCAAGCCCGUGGAGAUCACCGAAGACAUCAAAAAGAUGGAUUAUGAGUCUCCUGCAGAGGACCAGGAAAAGUCUAGGGUUACUGAGCCACCCAAGGGUGAUGUGUUUGGCGACGAGGAUGCGGGAGGAGUGCAGUACAAGGUGCUCAGCUGGCAAAAAUGCGCAAUCGUGAUGCUCGCCCAGAUGAUCUCGCUAGGGGUGCUAUCACUGCCCUCCGCCAUCGCAACUCUGGGUCUAGUACCGGGAAUAAUCGCCUUGGUCGUGCUGGGCCUUCUCGCCGGCUACACCGCAUACGUGAUCUUCCAGUUCAAGACACGCUACCCACAUGUUGUCCACAUGGCAGACGCGGGAGAAAUCAUCGGAGGGCCGAUCGGACGCGAGAUCGUCGGUGCCGGACAGCUGCUCUUCUGUCUCUUCCUGAUGGCGAGUCAUCUGCUCACCUUCCGCGUGGCAAUGAACGCCAUCACCGAACAUGGAACCUGCUCUAUCGUGUUUGGCAUAGUAGGCAUGAUAGUCGCCUUCGGGGGGAAUGUGCCGCGCACGUUGAACAACGUAGCUAAGCUUUCGGUCAUCUCAUUCACCAGCAUCGUCAGUGCCGUCUUCCUCUGCAUGAUCGGCCUCGCGGUGACCAAUCCCCCGGCUCCCGUCCACGCCGUGAAGCAGACCGAGUUCACCACCGCGUGGGGCGCCAUUACCGAUAUGGUGAUCGCAUACGCCGGCCACGUAGCAUUCUUCGGGUUCAUCGCCGAGAUGAAGGAGCCGAAGGACUUCCCCAAAUCGCUGUGCGUCCUACAGACGGUUGAGAUUGCUUUAUAUGUGGCUGUGGCGGUGGUCAUCUACUGCUACGCUGGAGACAGCGUCACAUCCCCGGCUUUGGGGUCGAUGGGGCCUGUCCUGCGGAAGGUAGCGUAUGGAUUGGCGUUACCAUCGAUUGUCAUCGCGGGAGUCAUCUUCGGCCACACUGCCUGCAAGCAGGUAUACGUGCGCAUCUGGGCCGGCAGUGACCGCAUCCACAAGCGCGAUGCAGCAGCGCUGGGGUCGUGGUGUGCGCUUGGGGUAGUGUUCUGGGUCCUGGCUUGGGUGAUUGCCGAGGCCAUUCCGGUCUUCAACAGCUUGUUGAGUUUGAUCGCUGCGCUGUUUGGAAGCUGGUUCACCUGUAAGCGGCCGCGAUUCACCUUGUGGGAUCUCGAGCUAACGAGUUAG